Lathyrus sativus (Indian pea) is the source of this 612-nucleotide messenger RNA. The record is from the annotation of a GenBank genome assembly. Lineage: Eukaryota; Viridiplantae; Streptophyta; Magnoliopsida; Fabales; Fabaceae.
AUGAGUCUUUUACCUAUCAAUAUUAGAGGUGGAGGUAAUAUAGUCAAGUGGAAGAGUAUAACUCAUCUAAUUAAACCUGGUAAGGUGGAUAUUUGUUUCAUCCAAAAAACUAAACUUGUUGUUUUGGAUGAAUCUAUUGCUCCUUUGUUGUGGGGAAGUUAUGAAGUGGAGUGGUCUGAAGCUGAGCCUAUUGAUGGGGUAGGGGGUGUAGCUAUUUUAUGGAGGAAGGAUUUGCUCAAGUUGUCUUUUAGUUUUAGAGGAAUUGGCUUCGUGGGGGUUAAUGCUAAGUGGAGGGGUCAAGAGUUAUUUUUUGUGAAUAUUUAUUAUUCGUGUAAUCUGGCUCUCAAGAAGAUGUUAUGGAGGAAAUUAGUUGCUUUGAAGAAAAUUUUUGGCUCUUUUACUUGGUUCAAUAGUGCAAGCACCUCUAUAAGCAGGCGAGAUAGGUUUUUGUUGUCUGAGAAUUUGAUUGAAGAUUGGAAGAUUGUAGUUAAGUAUGUGGGAAACAGGGAUAUCUCAGACUAUUGCCCUAUUUGGCUUAAAGCGAACAUUGAAGAUUGGGGUCCUAAGCCGUUUAAAUUUAAUAAUAGUUGGCUUAAUCAUCCUGAUUUCUAA